CAGCGAUGACUUCACGCGAUAAAUACUUGAAUCUCCUGUAUUACUCCGUAGGACCAACUUAUUACAUCUCUCGCGCUCUCGGCUUGUUGCCUGUGAGAGUUGUACGAACGAAGAAUCAAAUUAGGAUUACCUCCAGUCACGACUUCCUUUACUUCGGCUUCUUCCUGCUCACCUACUUAUUCCUAUCUUCGUACACGAUUUUCGCACUCAUAUCCGAUGAGCAUAACUAUAAAGAAAUACCCAAAGGUUUCUUAUUUGUGAUCAGCGUCAUGAUCUUAACUUCGCAAAUCAUCACCGUGAUUAUGGCGUAUGUGAUGAGAAAGCCUUUACUCAAUAUGAUUGAGCGCUUCGCCGAAAUUGACAUGCAUUUUGGAAUGUAUAAUAUUAAAAUGGAUUACAAGACUGCUCUGAUGAAAAAUCGCGUCGCUGUUGGUUGGCUUACGUGCUCCGUGCUCAUUAGAUCGGCAUUCACGCUGCAGAACGUCAGCGUGGAUUUCAUUCAGCAGUAUGCCGUGUUCGCUGCGAGCUUCAUGAAGAGUCAACUGAAGUAUCUGUUCAUUAUUUUCGUUGAAGCUCUAUACGUGAGGCUGAGCAGGUUGAAUGAGAGUAUAGCUGCUGGUGGAGACAUGAAGGCUCUCAGCUUGUUGCACUUCAAGCUGUGCAACUGCUGCAGCAUUUUGAUACACAUCUUCGGUCUGCAAAUGGUGAUGGCCGUCGGCGUUUCAGCAGCAAAUGUUAUCUUCCAGAACUACUUUCUUUACAGAAUGUGCACGACAAGUAACUGCAAGGAACACUUUUACAUGAUUGGAGCUCCAUUGUUUUGGAUUCUGGACGAGAUGCUGGAAAUUGGGUUGCUCGUGAAGUUCUGCAGUAGAACUGCUAACGUGGCCAAUUAUACACCGGUACUGCUACACGAGAUGAGAAACCGCACACCUCAUGAUGAUGAUCUAGCGCGAGAAGUACUCGUAUUCAUAUAGUUAUUUCUUGUUAAUC
This is a messenger RNA of Nicrophorus vespilloides, 993 nucleotides long. RefSeq lists its product as uncharacterized. The transcript has 2 exons. The coding region runs from base 6 to 977 and encodes 323 amino acids. Lineage: Eukaryota; Metazoa; Arthropoda; Insecta; Coleoptera; Silphidae. The record is from RefSeq and is a predicted model, not a curated record. Gene Ontology annotation, biological process: sensory perception of taste. Gene Ontology annotation, cellular component: neuronal cell body; axon; dendrite.